AUGGCGAGCAAAGGCGGAUCGCAUAGCAGGAUUGGUGGUUACACCAAGAGCACUUCUACUGUUCAUAUGGCACCUCGACAAUCUCCUCUCGUUCAUAUCGAAAAGCCCGCAUCAGGGCUUCGUCCAGGAGUUGGUUUGCCGAAGUAUGAGGUCCCUGACGAUGAAGGGAAUUCGAAGGGCCGUCCACCAGCGAUAAGGGUGGUGCGUUCGCAUACGGCUGACCGGUCUAGCAGCGCCUCACCGUUGAAUGAAGUAGAAUUGGAAAGUGGUGCCUCGUCGGUGGUUGGUGAUAGAGAUUAUGAAGAGCAUGUCCGGUCGGCCGAUGUUACACGGAUUGGUGUGUCUGAGGAUAGCAGUACUACUAGAGGCGAUAGUGCGAUGAAAAAUGAAAGUCAAAUAGGAGACGAUGAUGGAGGGGUUGAUGGGGAGCCUUUAGAUGAUGGUGAAGAGAUAGAAACCGAAGAGGAAGAAGAGGUUUUUAAGGAGACUCCUGAGAUGAGUAACUGCAAGGCUCUGUCGCCGGUGAAGGAAAGCGAGGGAAGUUGUGAUGCAUUUGCAUUCUUUGGGUUGGACGAGAAGUGUGAUAUAGCGGAUCUGAAGAAGGCGUACAAGGAGAAGUCUAGAGAGCUGCAUCCUGAUAAAGGUGGAGAUGAGGAGGCGUUUGUUGAUAUGAAGGCGAAGUAUGAGGAUAUACUACUGAGUGCUGAUGGUUGUGAGGAUUUGGAGGAGUCCAAAGAGAAGGGGUCCAUAGGGUGGGAUCCAGCGAAGCGGGAGACUAUGGUCAAGGCGCUGUUCGAACUGCGGCAUCAGGUUAUUCUUAUUGAGCAAAAGAUCGAAAAUUUGGAGGAGGAGUUGAAACGUGUCCAAGUGAAAAAGGCUUCGGCGUGCAGUAAGACCAAGCAUAUGCUGCCCUCUUUGGAGGAGUCGAUGGCAUCAUGA
Messenger RNA from Perkinsus marinus ATCC 50983, 939 nucleotides. RefSeq lists its product as hypothetical. The coding region runs from base 1 to 939 and encodes 312 amino acids. The record is from RefSeq and is a predicted model, not a curated record. NCBI's taxonomy places the organism in Eukaryota, Perkinsozoa, Perkinsida, Perkinsidae. The transcript has 8 exons.